AUGGGGUGCUUCGGGCGAAAUCGCAAACAAGAGUUUGUGCUCGCCGAGCACAAAUUCGCAUACAUCAACAUGAAUGAUUACACCAGCAAGAGCUUCAUUAAUUAUGUGGCCUAUGGGUGGAUUUAUGUUGGCACGUUGGUUUCGGUGGCUUGCUAUGCUGCGGACAUCUACACGGCCGUUAUCCUCCUCGCGUUCAACCGUUGGACCAACGAUACCCUCGAGAAGAGUGGUAUCAUCGAUUUCGAUGUCGCCAGGAUUGUGUUCUCGGUGUGUAUAUUCUUCUCGAUUGUGCUGCUGGCCAUCGAUUGGUUCCGUGCGAUUCGCGUCAUUAAGAGCGAUGGUGUCGCCGAGGCAUAUAUGGACCUGAUCGCGGUCGGGUUCAAUUGCAUUUGGGGUGGGAAGGGGAAGGAGGAUACGGGCUGGAAACGGUUCCUCGUCUUCUCGAGGUUGACUAAGUCGAGAGGCGUGGUGGACUAUCUCGCACUGUUUACAUACUUCGCGUUCAAGGGCUGGGUGAGGAUCAUCUUCGCUGAGGGCCCGCGGGUCGUUAUCAACGCCUUGACUUUCAUCUCUGUUACCCAGGCGGAUGUGAUUGUCCACAGCGGUCAAUGGGAUGGUUGGGACAAGUUCGGCAAGAACGUCCAGGCGCUUUACGAUGAGAACAAGCUUCAAGUGAUGAUCUUGGGGACCAUGGCAUUCACGAGUCUGUUCUGGGUCAUGGCGGUUCUUCGGCUUCUGCUUGCGGCGAUAAUCUAUGUCGUCUACCUAUGGCACACGAUGACGGGAACUCAGAGUCUGAGCAAAUACUGCAAGGAGCGCAUUGACACGCGGAUGGGCGAGAUUGUCCAGAAGAAGCACGACAAGGCGAUUCAGCGAGAAAAGAAACAGGGCACUGCAUUCAUCGCGCGACAGCCGACAAUACCCGUUCUUGCGCCAACUCGCAAUCCCACCGUCGGGCGCGUAGUGGCAUCGAAUCCGAUGAGCUCCAGUGCGAAUCUGAUACCGCGCUCCAACACAUUGGUCUCGAAUACGCCGCCCCCGAGCUACAUGAGCCGAGAGCCGAAGCUUCCGUUCAUUCAAGAAUCGGGACCCGCACCGCCGGCUCGUGCUCUCACCCGUGGGCCUGGAAAUGCUCCGGUUGGUGUUGUGCAUCAGUCUGCUCCUUCGAGGUCUGGAACCAUGCGGACACACAUUAGUUAUGAGUCGUCCGCCUCUUCGAGGGACUACCAGCAAUCGGUAAUCUCAGAUCACCGGAUGCAGCCACAGCAACCUUACUACGACCCUACAGUUGAUUCUGGAUACCUACCACAGCCAGUGGGGGGACAGAGACGCAUGGAGGAACAGCACAGUGGGUAUGCUGGUGACGGAGAGUACCACCAGCUGCAGCCCCUCCAGCCAGGACAGUCCGGAAGAAGUACGUUCGUGAUGGACAGGCUCGCCCGAAACAACACGGUUGGCGGAGGAUACGACAACGGACAACCGCCGGUUCUUGCUGGCCAAGGUGGACGAGGCAGAUUUCCCAUCCGCCCCCGAGAGCCUGUGGACCAACAGCUCGGUGGUUGGGGCGCACCACCGCCAGGACCCAGGAGGCAGACCGCUGGUCUGCAACAGAUGUACAGAGCACCGCAGCCUGGGCCCAGAAGCCAGACGGCGGGUCCUAUGGAGGGGAGAUACGGACUGCCACCACAAAAUUUAGCGCCUCAGAUGAGGGGAUAUGGCGCGCCACCUCCUCGAAGUCGCACGGCAGGACCAUCGGAAGGAGCAUAUGGCCCUCCUCCUGUAGGCAACACUGUGGUGGACAGAAUGGAUGGUGGAUACGGUGGUGGUGCUCCCCCUCGCAGCCAUACCGCAGCUCCCUCAGCUGGUGCCUAUGAUCCUCCUCUCAGAAGUCAGAGCACAGCACCGGCGGCCGGAGCAUACGGUCCUCCGCCUAGAAGUCAUACCGCAGCACCAACAGCCGGAGCAUACGGCCCUCCUCCUAGAAGCCGCACAGCUGCACCCAGAGAUGACAGCUAUGCUCUUCCUCCAAUAAACACAGCAGUCGGACUCGACGACGGCUUCCACACCCCUCCACCACCACCGAUAAAAGACACCGGCUACACGACACCGCAAAGCGGCGUAUCGAACUCCGAUUACUCACCAUCGCGCACCAUGACCGCCGUUGCAAUCGAGGGCGGCUACGGAACUCCACCACGCGGCCAACGCGAGUACAGCCGUGACAGCGGCCAGUCGUCACUGCGUGAUCGCGAGGAGCAGCUCGCACAACCACUGUACGCGGGAAAACCGACUUUCCGUCCACCCCCACGCGAGCAGUCUAGGAGCCCGCCGGUUCAGGUUCAGGACUAUGGGCUCGAGGAGUUUGGCCCGCCCAGAAGAUCCAGAACUGCGCCGGUCGAGGGUGGUCUCGAGGCUCGCAAUACUACACCACCACCACCGAGAUCAGAAACUAAUAUUGCUGUGAUAAACGCAUGA
Messenger RNA from Tricharina praecox, 2472 nucleotides. RefSeq lists its product as uncharacterized. The record is from RefSeq and is a predicted model, not a curated record. The transcript has 5 exons. Gene Ontology annotation, cellular component: plasma membrane. Gene Ontology annotation, biological process: potassium ion transmembrane transport. Gene Ontology annotation, molecular function: potassium ion transmembrane transporter activity. Lineage: Eukaryota; Fungi; Ascomycota; Pezizomycetes; Pezizales; Pyronemataceae. Bases 1 to 2472 code for a protein of 823 amino acids.